Molecule: messenger RNA, 1731 nt
Organism: Kazachstania africana CBS 2517
Lineage: Eukaryota; Fungi; Ascomycota; Saccharomycetes; Saccharomycetales; Saccharomycetaceae
Gene: BRF1
Product: transcription factor TFIIIB subunit BRF1
Exons: 1
Coding region: 1-1731 (576 amino acids)
Biological process (GO): DNA-templated transcription initiation; transcription by RNA polymerase III; transcription preinitiation complex assembly
Cellular component (GO): transcription preinitiation complex; transcription factor TFIIIB complex; nucleus
Molecular function (GO): RNA polymerase III general transcription initiation factor activity; TBP-class protein binding; RNA polymerase III type 3 promoter sequence-specific DNA binding
Source: RefSeq, a predicted model, not a curated record
AUGCCAGUCUGUAAACAGUGUAAAGGUACGGAAUUCGAAAGAGAUUUGACCAAUGCAAAUAAUGAUCUCGUCUGUAAAGAGUGUGGUACAGUUUCAGAAGAUAACCCAAUCGUUUCGGAAGUCACUUUUGGUGAGACCAGCUCGGGUGCUGCUAUGAUCCAGGGUUCUUUCAUCAGUGCAGGUCAGUCUCACGCGUCUUUCAUGUCUCAUGGUGGCUCUUCAGCUCUCGAAUCUCGUGAAAACACUCUGAAGAAUGCAAGAAGAAAAUUAAGAGCUGUCUCCCACGCUUUAAGUAUUCCUGAAUAUAUCACCGAUGCAGCAUUUCAAUGGUACAAACUGGCCUUGGCUCAUAAUUUCGUCCAAGGUAGAAGAUCACAAAAUGUUAUUGCUUCAUGUCUUUACGUGGCCUGUAGAAAGGAAAAGACUCAUCAUAUGUUAAUUGAUUUUUCGUCAAGAUUACAAGUCAGUGUCUACUCUAUUGGUGCUACUUUCUUGAAGAUGGUCAAGAAGCUACAUAUUGCUGAGUUACCAUUAGCUGAUCCAUCUAUUUUCAUACAACAUUUUGCUGAAAAGUUAGAAUUGGGUGAUAAGAAAAUUAAAGUUGUUAAAGAUGCAGUGAAAUUGGCACAAAGAAUGUCAAAUGAUUGGAUGUUCGAAGGUCGUAGACCCGCCGGUAUAGCUGGUGCGUGUGUUCUUUUGGCAUGUAGGAUGAAUAAUUUGAGAAGAACUCAUUCUGAAAUCGUGGCAGUGUCUCAUGUCGCAGAAGAAACUUUACAAAAGAGAUUAAAUGAAUUCAAACAUACUAAUGCUGGGAAAUUAUCUAUUGAAGAAUUUAGAAAUCACGAUGCUGAUGCAAGCAAGAAUGACGACGAAUCAAGGCCCCCUUCAUUUAUGAAAAACCGUAAGAAUGAAAUUCAAAUCAAGAAACGUCUAUCAAGAGAUGAAAAGAAUCAAACUAGUGAAGAGGCGCUAAAUGAAAAUCCUAUUCUUACUCAGGUCCUUGGCGCCCAAGAAUUAUCUUCAAAAGAAGUCUUAUUCUAUCUGAAAGAAUUUUCGAAGAAAAGAGAACGUGUUAUAAAGAGGAUUAAAGCUACGCAUGGCAUUGACAAUGAACACGUAUUCAAGGGGAAGUUCAAGAACGAAGAAUUUGAAGAUAAUGAAGAAGAAGAAAGUAAGGAACGAAAGCCUUUGAAGCAUUAUCAAGAUGCUAUCGAUGGUUAUUCAUUAGAGAAGGAUCCAUAUAGGCCGAAAAAUUUACAUUUAUUACCAACCACAGAAUCUCUAUUGACCAAGAUCAAUGACGAUCCUGAAAAUUUAGAGGAUGUAGAUGAUGAUGAAUUAGAUGGACUCUUAUUGGAUGAAGAAGCAUCAAAAUUGAAGGAAAGAAUUUGGGUUGGUAUAAAUGAGGAAUAUUUAAUUGAACAAGAAAAUAAAAGAUUGAAAGAAGAAGCAGAUUUGAUUGCUGGUAAUACCACGUCAAAGAGAAGAGGUGGUAGUAAAGGAAAUAGACGUAAGAGGGCGAAAUUGGAAGGGACAGGAGAUAAAAUUGAUCCUGCCAAUGCCAUUGGUAUGAUGUCACAAUUAAAAGAAAGAUCUGUGAUGCAAGCUGCAUUAAGAGCAGCUGAAGAUACAGGUGAUACUACAGCGGCUGAUAGCGUUAAAAACAUGUUACAAAAGGCAAGUUUUUCAAGUAAGAUCAAUUACGAUGCAAUUGAUGGUCUUUUCGGAUAA